UAAUAAAAAGGAGCCAUGGAAGUGACGGAAUUUCUAAGCCGUACUGAUCGCCGAAACUUGAAAUCCCAAAUAGAUUUCCAAGUGGCGCGAAAAAUGCGGGAGUGGUAUCAGGAGGUGGAUAAGCGGCGCUUCAGCCUUGGCAUGCUGCUCCAGACUGAGUCCUUACGGGAGGAUGAGGAGAUUGCAGAGCUUCUCCAGGCACGGGCCGAUGAAGCGGAAAGGAGGCGCCACGAAUGGAUUGAAAUGGAGCGCUUGAAACGAGAGGAAGCCGAAAAAGAGCUGGUUAAAGUAAAAAAACAGCAGAGGGAAAUUGAAAACUCAGAAGCCUAUCGUCAUAUGCAAACCAAGGAAAUACUUUUGGAAACAAAGCAGGCUCAGCUUUAUCAGAUAGACGAGAAAAAGGCCCUGAAACGUCGACAGGCCUGUGUGGAGAUACUUUGGCAAAGGGUCUGGCAGCGUUUGGACGAAAGUCGAGCCAAACAGGAGCAAUACGAGCAGCAGCUCAGAAACAUAAUCGAGGGGCGAUGUCAGGCUCAGAAUUUGGACAGAGAUCGGGAUCAAAAGGCCCAGCUUGCAAAGGAAGUGUUAAACGACCAAAGGGAGUGUGCCACGGCCCUGGAAAUUGCGGCCGAAAUGGACAUUCGAAAGAAAAAGCAAGAACUAAAAAGAAAUAAUGAGAAAAGGCGAAAACAUCUAACUGAUUUGCAGGAUCAAAUAAAACAGAACCUUCAAAUCAACGACACAAAUAUAAAAAAUAACAUGAAGCAGGACUGCAUAUGUAAUAUACUCGAAGAUAAACAAAUAUACGAAGAGCUCAUGCAAAAGCAUUGCGCCAGAGCUCAAAAUCGCGAUUGGCACCAGCGCUACAUGACACACACGGCUCAGGAGCGUGCCAUUGAGGCGGAGCGGUCGGAAAAGCGGGAAAGGGAAUACCUGGGGACUGGGUGUGUUCUCAGCCAACAGCAGAAGCAACCAUAUGGCAGAGAGGUCCGAUAAACCGCUGAAACAAUCAACUUUAUAAGCAUUACUAACCGCCGAUCGAUGGCCAACGCACUCUCAUGUCACGCCUCAUAUUUGGAUACGAUAUUGCAAAUAUAUUUAUGACUGAUAUAAAUCA
This is a messenger RNA of Drosophila ananassae, 1117 nucleotides long. Its product is annotated as trichohyalin. The record is from RefSeq and is a predicted model, not a curated record. The transcript is spliced from 4 exons. Lineage: Eukaryota; Metazoa; Arthropoda; Insecta; Diptera; Drosophilidae. Bases 16 to 996 code for a protein of 326 amino acids.